AUGAUGAAAGACUAUACUGCAAUUUUCUGGCAUUGGCUUCUCCUGCUCCUUACUGCCUCACGAACCGAUCGAUUGACUUCGAAGCGCAUACUCGGAAUUUCAGUCGUGCAAAAAACGGUUGAUGAUCUGGUCGACCAUUUCAUAGAGGUCGACAUCGACGCCAGCACGCAGAAUUCCGCCCAGACUGGAAACCUCGUAGCAAGCGAGAACAUCGAAAAGUACAAGGAAUGGUCAUCAGCCCAAGACUGCGACCCCUUUGACCAUCUGCUCCCACUCGCCGCUAUAGAGGAGCUCAACAAGUUCAUGUGCGAUGAAAUUGUCCGCAUUUCCAAAAUCCCUGUAGCCGACAAAAAGAAGCCGUGGGUGCCGCCUCUUUCGCCUCUACACCAUCAGUGUUUUCCUCUCUGGGCCAAAGAGCAUCCCGCCAACGAUGUCAUUCGCAAACACCUCUCUUCAGUGCACAUACGUGAGGCGAACAUCGAAAGCGGGACGCUGCCACGUGAGGCGAGGGACUACCACUUGUACCACACACACCGAUGCAGAGGUAGUCAGCUGGAACAGACAGCGUGCGGGCCUUCGCCCUGA
This is a messenger RNA of Parastagonospora nodorum SN15, 585 nucleotides long. RefSeq lists its product as hypothetical. The transcript is spliced from 2 exons. Lineage: Eukaryota; Fungi; Ascomycota; Dothideomycetes; Pleosporales; Phaeosphaeriaceae. The record is from RefSeq and is a predicted model, not a curated record. Bases 1 to 585 code for a protein of 194 amino acids.